This is a messenger RNA of Morone saxatilis (striped sea-bass), 4427 nucleotides long. RefSeq names its product cullin-9-like. Gene Ontology annotation, biological process: ubiquitin-dependent protein catabolic process. The record is from RefSeq and is a predicted model, not a curated record. The transcript is spliced from 18 exons. NCBI's taxonomy places the organism in Eukaryota, Metazoa, Chordata, Actinopteri, Moronidae. Gene Ontology annotation, molecular function: zinc ion binding; ubiquitin protein ligase binding.
CUCUCAGGUGUUACCAUGGAAAUGGUGUUGCAUAAUGCUCCUGCUCAGGUGGAGCUGACCUGUUCUGUGUGUGAUGUCAUCGUUCAGGUGAGCGAGCGUUUCGCUCAGUACAUCGAUCAGAUGAUCCAGGCCAGCGGGGUGGCGUGCGGCAGCGUGGAGACUCUGGAGCGACUGCAGCAGUUUCUGGAGCCGAUGCUCUUUCUGUCUGGCCUGGAGCUCGCGAACACCUUUGAACACUUCUACAGGUACUACCUGGGCGACCGGCUGCUGGCUCAGGGGAACGUGUGGUUGGAGACUGCCGUGAUCGAUCAGAUUGGCAGCUGCUUCCCGAGUCGCUUCCCUCAGCAGAUGUUAAAGAACCUGAGCGAGUCGACCGAGCUGCAGCAGGAGUUUCACCUGUACCGCCUGCAGCAGCUGGACCGCUGCCUGCAGGAGCACGACCAGAUGAUGGAGGAGGAGUGGGCGGAGUCAGAGGAGGAGGCGGAGGUUCAGGUUCUGGUUCUGUCUCCGCGCUGCUGGGCCGUCUCCUCGCUCUGCUUCCUGGACGAACCUACCAAACAUUUUCCAGCUGAACUGUGCUCCUACCUGAACCAGUUCACCCAGUUCUACACACACAGUCAGUACAUGUACGGUCUCAGUCACUCGAAGCCUCGCCGGCUGCAGUGGACGUGGCUCGGUCACGCUGAGCUGCAGUUCGGCUGUUGGACGCUUCAUGUGUCGACACUGCAGAUGUUCAUCCUGCUGCAGUUCAACAGCCACGAGGAGGUUCGAGUUGACGCUCUGCUGCAGGCGACCGGCGUGUCAGCUGCCGUCCUGCUUCACGCUCUGCUGCCGCUCAUCAGCGAGGGAGGACCGCUGAUCUGCAGCCAGCCCAACGAGCCCGUCCAGGGUGUGUUGCAGCUGAACGAGCAGGUGACGUCCCGUAGCCAGGAGGGCGUCCCCGCCUCCGUCCAGCUGCUGCCCAAACAGACAUACCUGAACGUGGACGAGGACGCCGCCGGCACGCUGGAGAGGAAGAGGAACUACAUCUACUGUCUGAUCGUCCACAUCAUGAAGCAGGAGAAGGAGAUGCACAUCGACAACCUGGUCUUCAAGGUCCUGGACUCGUGUCAGAAACAUGAAGCGUCUCGCUUCAGCUGCAGCACCAGCGACGUGCUCUCCUGCAUCAUGCACGUCAUCAACAAAGGCUGCGUCCGCCGCAACGAGGACAACCCGCACAUCGUGGAGUUCCUGCCGGAGGACCCGUCCACGCCGCAGAAAGGCCAGGCCCAGUUCUCCUUCAGCCGGACCGAGAUCAGGAAGGACGCCGCCGACAGCGUGGCCGACAUCAGUCUUAUGUCGGCGCCGCGGCAGUUCGAGGACGGCGUCCUGGACGCGGUCCUGUUCUCGAUGGGUCGGACGAUGACACAGGAGGAGGUUCGUCAGCUGAUGCAGAGGACCGUCCAACAGGUGUCCGGGACUCUGAGUCUAGACCUGGACCGGGCCGAGCACCUCCUGGUUCACUGUAAGUGGAACGUGGACCUGCUGGUGCAGCGAUACACCGACGACCCCGACACCCUCAUCAUGGCCGCCGGCCUCAAGUUCCGAAACCCUCAGCCCCCGCCGAGCCCCGCCUCCACCUGCCCCGUCUGCCUGGGCCCCCGCACCCCCACCACGGAGCCGGUCCCAUCGCUGAGCUGCAUGCACUACUGCUGCCAGUCGUGCUGGCAGGAGUACCUGACGGCGAGGAUCGAGCAGAACCUGGUGAUGAAUUGUAACUGUCCAAUCACAGACUGCCAGGCUCAGCCCACCUCCCUGUUCUUCCUCAGCAUCCUCACCGACAAGGACACCAUUGCCAAGUAUGAGAAUGCCUUGCUCAGAGGCUACGUGGAGUGCUGCUCCAACCUGACGUGGUGCACCAACCCUCAGGGCUGCGAUCAGAUCCUCUGUAAGGAGAACAUGGGCAGCAUGGGGACCUGCUCCAAGUGCUGCUGGUCCUCCUGUUUCAGCUGCAACUUCCCAGAGGCCCACUACCCGGCCAGCUGCAGCCACAUGUCCCAGUGGAUGGAUGACGGAGGGUAUUAUGAAGGGAUGAGUAUGGAGGCUCAGAGCAAACACCUCGCCAAGCUCAUCUCCAAACGCUGCCCCAGCUGCCAGGCUCAGAUCGAGAAGAACGAGGGCUGUCUGCAUCAAACUUAGCGUUUAAAUGUUAAAAGGGCUUGCCAUACAUACUGUGUCACACUGUGUCAUUCAGAGGUUUAAUCAGUGCUGUUGUUGCAGGUGAGUAAAGCAGCGCGGCAGGAGAAGAAGUUCCAGGAUUAUAAUGAGAGAUGCACCUUCCACCACCAGGCCAAGGAUUUCGCUGUCAACCUGGAAAACAAAGUGUCGUCCAUUAAUGAAGCUCUGCAGAUGAAGUCUUUGACCUUUGUCAUCGACGCCUGUAAAGUCCUGGCCCAGGCUCGUAAGGUGCUGGCAUACUCCUGCGUGUACAGCUACUACAACCAGGAGACGGAGAAGAUGGAUGUGAUGGAGCAGCAGACGGAGGCUCUGGACCUGCACACCAACGCCCUGCAGAUCCUGCUGGAGGAGACUCUGCUGCAGUGCACUGAUCUGGCCUCGUGUGUCCGCCUGCUGAAACCAGAACAUCUGAACACCGGACUGGAACUGAUCCGACGCAUCCAGGAGCGCCUGCUGGCCAUCCUGCAGCACUCCACCCAGGACUUUAGGGUGGGUUAUCAGUCCAAGAGCAGUCAGGAACCAGAAUCCACUCAGGCCUCCAACCUGUCCAACAACACAGACGCCAACAAAGUGUCGAAGUCGGAACGAGCGUCUGACUCCGGAGACUCCGAUAACAACAAUAACACGGGUGAGGAGGGCGGCGAGGAGGCGGAGGACGAGGACGACGAGUACGACGAAGAGUACGUCCCUGAGUGGCACGAGGACUAUGACGAGGACGACAUCGACGAGGACGACUUCUUCUCCGACGACGACGAGUCCGAGAACUUGGAGAGGGACUUCAGCCCCUUCGACUGAACCGGACGGAAAAACAAACGUUCCAGAGUCGAAGGAAGAGAUGGAGGACGAGUCGGGCCCCGCCACGGCCCCGCCCCCUCCUCAUGACCAUCCACCGCCACCUGAGAACAUCAGGAAGGACGGGAGACGAUCAGAGGGACGUCCUCCUUCACCUGAACCCCCCCUCCCCCCCAGCUGCACUCGCUUUUCCACUUACUGUAUUUUACUUCUGUGUUUUCAUAAAAUCAGUGUAUGGAAGACGACGAGGGUCACGGGAAGGAAAAAUAUUUCAGUUCAGAGAGAAAAAAAUUUGACUUCAAAUCUCAUUAAAUGAGUAUAAAGUGUUUUUACUCACUAGUCUGAAAGCACCUAAAACUAGUUUAAAACUAGUUUAAACUUAUUUUAUUACCAGUUCAAACCCAAUUGGAAACCAGUCUGAAACUGGUGCAUACCAAGUUGUCUUCAGUCUAAAGUUGAACAAUCUAAAACCAGUGUAAACCCAGUCCAAAAGUUAAAAACCAGUUUGAUUGUGGGCUGAAGUGAAAAAUACAGUUUGAAACCAGUUUAUUAGAUUUUAAUUUAGUCGACUUUCUUUUGUGACAAUCAGACAUUAUACUUUUUCUUUCUCUGAUGAUUUUAUGACUUUAAUCUUUUUUUUCUCUUCUUCGUGGCCCGUUGCGUCUUCCGUACCGAACCACCUGGUUGUGGAUCUCGGUGGUUUUGGUGUCACUUUCUGUCCGACAGCGAUGAAGGAUCUUUCCAGAGGAAGUCUGUUAGUUUGUUAUCUUCACAGAACAAAAUGUUUGUUUCCUGCUGCUGCUUUGUGACGAGUAAAAACCAGAAAAAAGGGAUUAGUAAUCCGGAGACUUAGUCCACAUUCAUCUGUUCAUUUAUUGUUUCUCGUCACGCGUUCUGCCUUGAUUUUUUUUCGCUGAUGGACGUUGCCUUCGUUUGAGAUUAAAGUAGAGAAGAUUAGAAACACGUCACUUCCUCUGUAACUGUUCCAGAUCACAACAGUUUUUUUUACACGUUUGUAGAGUUGGAUGUUUCUAUGCAUCUGAAGAGAGUCUGAGGGUUUUUAAACCCUGAGCAGAUGUCUGUAGGAUGUCUGUAAGUAUCACUGCAAUAACUGAUCGAUCGAUUAUUGGCUCACUGUUGCAUCAUUUGCUGAGCAAAGACUGUCGCCGGCUCCGUUUCCUGUCUUUACAAAGGGCGCGUUAGGAUGAGGUUUUGGGUUUAGGAUAUCUGAUAUUCCAACUCCCUGUUUUGCUGUAAUUUUGAGAGAUCCUAUAUUCAUAAUGUUGACGUUCUAUAAUGUUCUUUCUGGUUUCUUUGCUGUCGUCGAGCGACUUCAGCCAGCAAACUAAAUAAAAGCUUUUUCUGCUGCAAGACGACUCUGCUUUCAUGCUCUAAUAAAACAUUUUAUUUUAAACGUC